AUGGACUCGGUUCGCCCCCUCUGGCUGAUGCUUCUGUCGCUGCUCCUCGUGGGAACUGCGCUGGGAGAUGCCCCGCAGGCGCCGCCAGGAAAUAACGCGGAGAUCUGCCUCCUGCCCCUGGACGACGGGCCCUGCCGGGCGCGGAUCCCCAGUUACUACUACGACAGGUACACGCAGAGCUGCCGCGAGUUCAUGUACGGCGGCUGCGAGGGCAAUGCCAACAAUUUUGAAACUUUGGAGGCCUGCAACGAAGCGUGCUGGAAGAUUGAGAAAGUUCCCAAAAUUUGCCGGUUAAAAGUGAAUAAGAAGCAGUGUGGGGAGCUCAGAGAACAGUAUUUCUUCAAUUUAAGUUCUAUGACAUGUGAAAAGUUCAUAUCUGGUGGGUGUCACAACAAUGAGAACCGGUUCCCGGAUGAAGCUACGUGUAUGGACUUCUGUGCGCCAAAGAGAGCUCCAGCAUUUUGCUACAGCCCAAAAGAUGAGGGGCUGUGUUCUGCUAAUGUCACUCGCUAUUAUUUUAACCCAAGACACAAAGCCUGUGAGGCCUUCACCUAUACUGGCUGUGGAGGGAAUAACAAUAAUUUUGUCAACUUGAAGGACUGCAAACGCACUUGUGUAAAAGCCUUGAAGAAGGAAAAGAACAAGAAGAUGCCAAGACUUCUCUUUGCCAGUAGAAGACUGAAAAUUAAGAAGAAGCAAUUUUAA
This is a messenger RNA of Rangifer tarandus platyrhynchus (Svalbard reindeer), 705 nucleotides long. The record is from the annotation of a GenBank genome assembly. Lineage: Eukaryota; Metazoa; Chordata; Mammalia; Artiodactyla; Cervidae.